Messenger RNA from Eurypyga helias (sunbittern), 2604 nucleotides. RefSeq names its product pleckstrin homology domain containing, family M (with RUN domain) member 2 (gene PLEKHM2). Lineage: Eukaryota; Metazoa; Chordata; Aves; Eurypygiformes; Eurypygidae. The transcript is spliced from 17 exons. Gene Ontology annotation, molecular function: kinesin binding. The annotation marks the transcript as partial. Gene Ontology annotation, cellular component: endosome membrane. Gene Ontology annotation, biological process: positive regulation of membrane tubulation; Golgi organization; lysosome localization. The record is from RefSeq and is a predicted model, not a curated record.
AUGGACUACUACGAGUUUCCCAGGGAGAGUAGUUCAGCCUCCUCUUUUUCCAUUGCCAUUGAACGUCUGUACUCCGCUGGGCAGGGCUGGUGUGACCCCGUGACUCUGAGCAAGGCGCAGUCACGCCAGCUCAUCCUCUGGCUCCUGACGUCGCGGGGGGAUGGCCUUGAGCCUUUUGGGCUGCAGAGCUACUUCGCUGCCUGCGAAGACGAGACGCCGGCCAUCCGAAACCAUGACAAGGUCCUGCAGCGGCUCUGCGAACACCUGGACCAUGCUCUGCUCUACGGCCUGCAAGAUCUUUCCUCGGGCUACUGGGUGCUGGUCGUUCACUUCACCCGCCGCGAAGCCAUCAAACAGAUAGAAGUGCUUCAACACGUGGCCACCAACCUGGGACGCAGCCGGGCAUGGCUGUACCUAGCCCUCAACGAAAACUCCCUAGAGAGUUAUCUGAGGCUGUUCCAGGAGAACCUCAGCCUGCUGCACAAGUACUAUGUCAAGAACGCCCUGGUUUGCAGUCACGAUCAUCUGACCUUGUUCUUAACGCUGGUGUCCGGGCUGGAGUUCAUCCGCUUUGACUUGGAUCUGGACGCUCCUUACCUGGAUCUGGCCCCGUACAUGCCAGAUUACUACAAACCUCAGUACCUGCUGGACUUUGAGGAUCGCCUGCCCAGCUCCGUGCACGGCUCGGACAGCCUGUCCCUCAACUCCUUCAACUCGGUCACCUCCACCAACCUGGAGUGGGACGACAGCGCCAUCGCUCCGUCCAGUGAAGAUUAUGAUUUUGGAGAUGUCUUUCCAGCAAUGCAGACCAUGCCCAGCAGAGACUGGGAAGAUGGAGACCUCACGGACACGCUCAGCUGCCCACGCUCCACCGCCUCCGAGGCCAACAGCAGCAAGGCCUCGGUGAAGAGCCCGACGCAGCGCUACAACCCCUUCAACGAGGAGAAAGCGGAUGUGCCCUCCUCCGCCGAGACCACGCCGGUGCACACGGCUUCUCGGGAGAAAGCAGAAGGCACCCCUGAAGGGACGGACCAGUCCGAGAGCUGCACGGAGCUGGAGGUCAUCAGGUUAGCCAAGAAGAAGAAAGCGGGCAAGAAGAAGAAAGCGAAGCCUGAGGAGGCGGUGAACACCCCUGCGCCCGCAGUGCCCGAGACCCAGCAGGCCAGUGGAGACAGCGGCGUGAACGGGCUGAGCGACAGAGAGGACCCGCAGAGGGACGAUGGUCCCGCUGCCCCGGGCAGCCGGGAAGAGGGCCGCGAGGGCUCUGCCCUCAGCCAGCUGGCUUUACGCAUCCCCGAGAUGAAGGACACGUCCAUGGAGAGCGUGGGGCAGCCGCUGAGCAAGGUGAUGGACAGACUCAACGGGCAGCUGGAUCCCAGGGGCUGGAACCCCCCUCUUGAGCCCCCCGGGCAGUCCUUUCGGACCGGCACGCCAGGGGAGACCCCAGAUGGAUCGUCCUCUGGCGACUUUAGCAAGGGGAUUUCAGCCCCCAUGGACUUCUACCGCUUUACCGUCGAGAGUCCAAACGCUGCUGCAGCAGGUAGUGGCCACCAUGACGCUCCAGGGCCUGGCCAACCGCCACAUGUUCCUGAUAGCCCUGAGGCUCCUGAAGAAGAAAGCAGAGAAGGAGAAGCAGUUGGGGCAGUAGAAGAGUCUGGAGGGGCGAGUGAUGAAACCCAAACUGUCCAGACAGAAACCCCCAACCCCCAGGCUCCCCAUGAGCCGAAGAAGGAGCAGCCCAGCCCUUCCCCGAGCAGCGCCGAGGACUCCGGCGUGGAGGAAGGGCAGGGCAGCCCUUCGGAGCUGACCCAUCCCUCCGAGUUCAGGGUGGAUAACAACCAUCUCCUCCUGCUGAUGAUCCAUGUCUUUCGGGAGAACGAGGAACAGUUGUUCAGGAUGAUCCGAAUGAGCACCGGGCACAUGGAGGGGAACCUGCAGCUGAUCUACGUCCUGCUGACGGAUUGCUACGUGUACCUGAUCCGGAAGGGGGCAGCGAAGAAGCCGUACAUGGUGGAGGAGGCCGUUCCCUAUAACGAGCUGGACUACGUUUCGGUGGGGCUGGAUCAGCAGACGGUGACGCUGGUGUGCACCAAUCGGAGGAAGCAGUUCCUGCUCGACACCGCGGACGUGGCUCUCACCGAGUUCUUCCUGGUGUCCCUGAAGUCAGCCAUGAUCAAAGGGUGCCGGGAGCCCCCAUACCCCAGUAUCCUCACAGACGCCACCAUGGAGAAACUGGCGCUCGCAAAGUUCGUGGCGCAGGAGUCCAAGCGCGAGGCCUGUGACGUGGUGGUGCGUUUCUACGGCCUCGUUCACUGGGAAGACCCCAUGGACGAGGCGCUGGGACCUGCCCACAACAGCUACGCCUCUGGGGAGCAGGCGGUCACCAAGGACGGCAUCCUGCACUACAAGGCCGGCACCUCCUACCUGGGCAAAGAGCAGUGGAAGACCUGCUUCGUGGUGCUCAGGUGGGCGCCGGGGCUGCGGGGAAGGCAGGUGGAGGCUGUUUUUGGGCUCCCGCUAAUCUCCACCCUCCCCCUCUCUCCCAGCGGCGAGCAGUGCGGGGGAUGCCGGCGCUCCAACACCACCGACCGGCCCCACUCCUUC